Ectocarpus sp. CCAP 1310/34 is the source of this 1193-nucleotide messenger RNA. The record is from the annotation of a GenBank genome assembly. NCBI's taxonomy places the organism in Eukaryota, Phaeophyceae, Ectocarpales, Ectocarpaceae.
AUGACCCAUGGCGUGGUAGAAAAGGAGGCGACGGGGUUGGGACAUUUUUGUCGAGAUGGCGCAAAUAUGUAGGGAGGCGACGGCGUUGGGACAAGGAAUACAUAUCAAUGUUAGUUUUUGUGCGUUUCGAUGAGCAUGACGUGACUGGUAAAAAAGGGAAAGUCACACCCUUGGCCAGGCGUGGGUAUUUAUCUCUUUGUCUGUUGCCGUGGAGAUAGAACAGACAAAGCAGAGGUGAAGUGGUCGAGAGAAAUCGCGGGUUGUGACCUUUUCUUGACACGUAGAAAUAUGCUUUUCCGUGGUAUUUUCUGGUUCUUUUGUUCGGUACAGGAUGGUACGCAGGUUCCGAGCAGUUUGUUUCUGUUGGUGUGCGCGCGAAUCAUAAGUGUGCAUACAAACGUGGCUUUUUAUGUGUCUGUAUGAUUUACAACGUGGGGAUGCAAGCGUCAUGGGGGGUUGUUUUAGCGGGAGCGUUUUUGACAGCGUCUCGAUAGAUUUAAAGUUAACUAAUCCUGAUCGUUUUCCAAGCCUGUUUUUCGGAGUGGCGUGUUGGGAAAAAGUUGGGUCUCUCCCUUGUGAUGCAUGUCAUCUUCGAACAUGCAUGCUCUCGCACCAACAGUGCAUAGGAGAGCAGGUUUUCGUUCCGCGUCACGUAUUUUUUCGGUCUUGCGCAAAAGGUGGGAGAGGGAAACGGGGUUGGUAUUCAAAUAGGGAUUUACCGCUUUACAGUUGUUAACAGAUGAGGUUACGUUCGUUCGGGUCGUGUUCUCUUGGCGCGCUUGUACUUGCUCGGAUUUGGUUUUGUGUCGUUUUUUUCGUGGUUAGACCGUGCAACUUGUGUUUGCACAACGGAUGUUUUUUCGCAACACCUCCCAUUUCUUUGUUUUUUUCGGGCAGUAGGAGCGAGAGUAGACGGCAGACAAAAAAUGAGCCGUCCCGCACUGGAUUGUUUUGGUGGUUUGUAUUCCGUGGGUGUGUUUUGAGGCCGGAGGUUUUGGAGGAGGCGUCUUUGGCGCAGGAGGGGGGGUUGUUCGGGAAUAUCGCCUCUAGUAUAGCGUCAUGGCGUCGUCUUGCUAUCCCUGUUCUCCUGUGGGUCAGAAAACAGCAUAAAUACACAACUCAAUCACGAGAGGGCAAUGCCUCUCCAAAGGCAAAGGUUGCUUUCGGGGGACACCGUACUAAAAUCUUACGUA